Meriones unguiculatus (Mongolian gerbil) is the source of this 810-nucleotide messenger RNA. Its product is annotated as zinc finger protein 892-like. The annotation marks the transcript as partial. Gene Ontology annotation, biological process: regulation of transcription by RNA polymerase II. The record is from RefSeq and is a predicted model, not a curated record. Lineage: Eukaryota; Metazoa; Chordata; Mammalia; Rodentia; Muridae. Gene Ontology annotation, molecular function: DNA-binding transcription factor activity; RNA polymerase II cis-regulatory region sequence-specific DNA binding. The transcript has a single exon.
UUUAAAUGCGCUCUAUGUGGUAAAGCCUUCCCCUAUAUCACUGUUCUCCUAUGGCAUAAAAGAACACACACUGGAGAGAAGCCUUACAAAUGUAAUCAAUGUGGUAAAGCCUUUGCAAAAAGCAGUCAGCUCAUACGGCAUAAAAGAACACAUACUGGAGAGAAAUCUUAUGAAUGUAACCAGUGUGGUAAAGCCUUUGCACAAAACAGUACUCUCUUAAGCCAUAAAAGAACACACACUGGAGAGAAACCUUAUGAAUGUAAUGAGUGUGGUAAAGCCUUUGCACAAAACAGUACUCUCUUAAGCCAUAAAAGAACACACACUGGAGAGAAACCUUAUGAAUGUAAUGAGUGUGGUAAAGCCUUUGCACAAAACAGUACUCUCUUAAGCCAUAAAAGAACACACACUGGAGAGAAGCCUUACAAAUGUAAUCAAUGUGGUAAAGCCUUUGCAAAAAGCAGUCAGCUCAUACGGCAUAAAAGAACACAUACUGGAGAGAAAUCUUAUGAAUGUAACCAGUGUGGUAAAGCCUUUGCACAAAACAGUGCUCUCAUAAGCCAUAAAAGAACACACACUGGAGAGAAACCUUAUGAAUGUAAUGAGUGUGGUAAAGCCUUUGCAAAAACCAGUCAUCUCAUAAACCAUAAAAGAACACACAGUGGAGAGAAACCUUAUGAAUGUAAUGAGUGUGGCAAAGCCUUUGCAGAAAACAGUACUCUCUUAAGCCAUAAAAGAACACACACUGGAGAGAAACCUUAUGAAUGUAAUGAGUGUGGUAAAGCCUUUGCACAAAACAGUGCUCUCUUAAGC